CUCAAUUCUUGAAUAUCCACAAACUCCAUCACCACUAUAUAUCGAAAACAAGAUAACACUUGCAGAAAUGAUUGUACGAGGUACAGUGGUGAUGCUUCCUGAAAGCCCACGAAGUUUAAUCGUACAAGAGGUGAAGCCUACCGAGGGUUCUGUCUUGGAACCGCCUUCACCAGCUGCUCCAGAAACGUUAGAGGAACCUGUCCUCCUAACAUGUGUUGAAGACACUUCUCCACAGGAACCUGUUCUUGAGAAAUCCGAGCCCACCACCGACCCCCUUGAUUCCAAUACUAAUGAGUCACACAAAUCUAUAGACGAGGAAGUGCCCUGUGAUGCUGAAUCCAUCCCGUCUAUAGAAGUUCUUAAUACCGAACUCUCACCGGAGGAUUCAGACGAAACCUUCUUUGAUUCCCUACUUGACGGGUACGACCAUUCUUACCCGAAGGAAAGUUAUAGUCAAAUGAGCUCGGACGAACUUUUGAUGAGCGACACUAAAGAAUCAGGGGAAGGCGAUGCCGUAAUCAUCGAACCACUAACAGAAAGUCAACCCAUUGAAGACUUUGAAGGUCAUGUACUGGCGAUUAAGGCCAAUGAUGUGGAUAAACCAAGGAGACUCACACCACCACCUAUCCAAGACGAGUCUCCUCCAAUUUUCCUGUUGCCACCAAGCUGCAGGAAUGAGUCAAAGAUCCUGGACUUUGAUUGGAAAAGAAUAAGACAGAUGUGGCAUUAGAAGAGAGUUUAAAAGGUCAAACUUUAUGACUCGCGGAUCGGUGGAGCUUCGAAUUAGGAAUGCUCGUGAACCAUUUUGACUCAACAAAAAAAAGAAAUGACUAACUUUUGU
Cuscuta campestris is the source of this 841-nucleotide messenger RNA. The record is from the annotation of a GenBank genome assembly. Lineage: Eukaryota; Viridiplantae; Streptophyta; Magnoliopsida; Solanales; Convolvulaceae.